Molecule: messenger RNA, 915 nt
Organism: Dicrocoelium dendriticum
Lineage: Eukaryota; Metazoa; Platyhelminthes; Trematoda; Plagiorchiida; Dicrocoeliidae
Source: the annotation of a GenBank genome assembly
AUGACGAGCGGGGUCCCACAGGGCUCUGUCCUUGGUCCCGUACUUUUCAAUAUUUUCAUCAACGACUUACUAUCUACUCUUCAGACGGAUUGCCUAACCUACGCUGACGACCUAAAGCUAUGGAUGGAAGUAUCCAAUCUUGAAGACGCCGACCGAUUACAAACUACGCUCGAUCUACUUCAUGACUGGUCGAUUAAGUGGCAGUUGCCCGUAGAUCGUGAUAAAUGCUCUGUUCACCCCGUUGGCUCAUCAAGCCCAUUUGGAACUUACCAUAUUGGUGGUUCCUUGCUCAGAAGCGCGACCCAAGAGAGGGAUCUUGGAGUGAUAGUGUCAUCAGACCUCAAAUCUAUUCAAGACACCCAGAAGAGGCUCGCCGCGGCCUACAGGAUGUUCCAUUCUAUACGUAGAGGGAUUUCUCUCCUGACCCCGGGACUUUUCCGACUCCUGUUUGGCUCGCAUGUACGCCCGAUUCUCGAAUACGGACUACCCGCUGUCUACCCUCUCACCAAAUCCGGAUGUGAUAUGAUAGAGAAGGUUCAACGGCGUGGAUCCAAAUCCGUCCCUGAUUUGCGAGACCUGUCGUAUCCACAUCGACUUCAACGACUGAACUUGUUCUCUCUAGGUUACCGCCGUCGCCGAGGAGAUUUGAAUUUCACCCGACGUAUUCUCAGAGGAGAACUGGGUUGCAAGUUACAGGACUUCUUUCAACUUAACACUGAGAAUUCGACACGAGGCCACCGCAUGAAACUUUUCAAACCGAGGAAUCUCCGUGUGCGACUCAAGUUGGCCUUAUCAACUCGCGUAGUGAAUGAUUGGAACCGGUUGCCGGAUCCUGUUGUUGAUGCUGAGACAGAGGAAGGUUUCAAACAACUGUUAAAUUCUCACCUGAGCGCGCUGGAAUUCUCCUGCUUCUAA